Molecule: messenger RNA, 849 nt
Organism: Cercospora beticola
Lineage: Eukaryota; Fungi; Ascomycota; Dothideomycetes; Mycosphaerellales; Mycosphaerellaceae
Source: RefSeq, a predicted model, not a curated record
AUGCGCUUCGACACCAACCUCGCAACCCUUACUAUGCUCUUUNGCGCUGGCGCCAAUGCAGCCCCUUUGAAUAGGCGCGACGCAGAAGCGGUUGUCCACCCAAUUCUCGGAUCGCAGGACCGCUACAAAGACGCUUCAGAAAUCGCGGAUCCCAGACUUGGAAUCUCCGGCAACCUUCGUCCGGCUGUGUGGGAGAAACGCGAUGCCCUCGAUGCCCGGAUUCCUGAUGCCCGGAUCGUCGACCUAUUCCCAAAUUAUGCGAAAAUCGGCGGCGCUCGUCUAGGUGCUUGGGAGAAGCGUGAAGCCCAGCCGCAAGAUUUCAAUUUUGUCGACCCCGUACGGGCCCUUGGUGAUCAAGGCAAACCUGAACCAAACGACUUCUUUGGGAGGAAAGCUUUUCCAGAUUUCGGGCUGCAGCAGAAGCGUGAAGCUCAAGCCAUAACUGAGCCCCCUUUCCGACAAGUCGGUGUCGAGCCAGGCAAUAACAAUCCACCCUAUGUGCCAAAUUUCGAGAAGCGAAAUCGAGAUUCCUGGGCACAACCCUACCCGCCAUUCGCACCAGGAGGUCGUCAGCCCUUCGAUCCUUUCCCGGGUGAUGGAGGGUAUACCGGCCCAAUUCUAUUGAAUGGCAACGAGAAGCGCGACGCCGAUGCGUCCCUAGUAGAGGCUCGUGGACUCACCAACCAUCUCCCGCUUCCUGGCCCUAUUCAAUGGAAUUUCAACGACAAGCGCGAAGCCAUUGUGUAUCAUCCAGGGUUCUUGAAUCUUCCGGGAAGCAAACCAUGGAAUGGUCCACAGCUCGCUGGUGGCCCGGAGAAGCGGAAUCAAAGAGCCUGGAUACAACCCUAG